This is a messenger RNA of Rhodamnia argentea, 1271 nucleotides long. Its product is annotated as probable membrane-associated kinase regulator 6. Bases 124 to 807 code for a protein of 227 amino acids. NCBI's taxonomy places the organism in Eukaryota, Viridiplantae, Streptophyta, Magnoliopsida, Myrtales, Myrtaceae. The record is from RefSeq and is a predicted model, not a curated record. The transcript has 2 exons.
CCUAUAAGUAUUGGAGAUCUUGAGCCUUUCUCUUAAUUUUCCCUUUCUCAUUGCAGUACACGACUUAUUCUCUCUUCCAUCAAAUUCCUGCAAAUCUUCCUGAACAGUGGACAUUGUCAGGUAAUGGAAUCCUCCGAACCUCUCUCCGUGGAGAGCUUCUCGUACCGUUGGCUAGUGAAUUCAAAGAAAGCCCGUGAGAGCUUCGAUGGGUCGUCAGCCAGGACUUCGCUCGACGCGUCCGACGAAGCCUCCUUCAUUGAGAUGGAUCCUAGGAUGCCACCCUCCAGGAGAUUCUCCCGGAAUAUAGGCAAUUCUGCUUCUCAGGAUUUCAGAUUCGACUUCCCGAGAGUGUCUCCAUCUUCUCCUGCUCUCGUUCAUGCUGAUGAGCUCUUCUCUGAUGGCUACGUGUUGCCCCUAUUUCUCGAUCCUUCGAGGAUGAAGGCAUACGAGAUGUCCAAUUUGACUCCUCCUCGGCCUGGCUCGCUGAAACUGGUCAUGAGUAGUAAAUCAUGUUCGUCUCCCUCAAAGACUAGGUGUGGGAAAUUAUCAAAGAGGAUGUUUCGGAAGUACAUGGACUUUCUGAGGCCAUUGUACCGGAUUUUUCGAGCCGGAAGGUUGAGUUUCCGGGCAGAAUUUGGAGAUGCAAGAGGUCCUGGGAUGAGGAACUGGGUUUAUCCUGAAGAGGCUUCUUCUCCUAGAAUAAGCGAAGCGUACUCGGCCAAUGAUGGGCGCAAGUCAUUCGAUUCAGAGAGCUCGAUUUACGAGGCAGUUCUCCAUUGCAAAAGAUCUUUCGGAAAAUUCGAUUGAAUUGGUCUACAGCAAAGUGUUCGGUGCAUAUGAAGACGAGACACUGAUUCCGAAGGACAAAAGAAGUGCGCAAGAAGAGAAGACGAGUCACGAGAACAAGAGCGAGUCCAGAUACAAAAAACACAAAGACAAACGUAAGAAAGAGAGGUGAAAGGAGAUCACAUCGGGGAGCAGCCUUUUCUUCUUGUCACUUUUGUCUCUGCUUUUACAUAUGAUCAUGUACAGAAACUGUCUAAUCGGCCAUGGAUAUAUCUCUCCCACUCAGUGAGGAAAGAAAUGGAAUCUGUGUAUAUCUUUCUGCUUUCUCUGUCAUUCUGAGAUUGGGGGAGAGUUUUUUUUUUUCAACUGGUAAAAAUCUCCCCUUUUCUUCUGAUCUUGUCAAUUAGACCCUCUUGACAGAACCAAAAGCAGUCACAUUUGUUCAUUCUGAUUUUGAUUCUAGUCACUGAACAGACGAAUCUCAA